This is a messenger RNA of Physcomitrium patens, 2409 nucleotides long. The record is from RefSeq and is a predicted model, not a curated record. Lineage: Eukaryota; Viridiplantae; Streptophyta; Bryopsida; Funariales; Funariaceae.
GUUGUCUCACGUGUUGCGUUGUUGCUGUUGGGGUGGGAGUGUGAGGCGAUGGAAAGGCAGGAAAAAUAGGGGCAAACUAUUAAAGAAAAGAAAAUAAAUAAAACGGGAACUAGUGGUGUGGAGUGGCUUUGAGACCCCGCCUCAUCAUCCCCUCACCUCUUUCUUGGUGCCGAACUCUGGUUGCGACAUGUCUUGAUGAGAUUAAUUAUUCUUGUCUCUUCCAUGUCAUGGUUUGAUUUGUGGGUCAUGUCCAUGUCACGCCCUCCUUUGUCUCGCGCUCCUCUGCUCAGGACAGCUUGUAGCUCUCAGAUGGGAAAAAUCCGAGCAGGAUCCACACGAGACUGACGUCGGGCUUCGGGAUUCAUGUGCUGGUUGCAGUCAUGGACAUGGUCGCCACGGUUGUGCUAUAUGCCCGUGUUGUGUGUUUAGUUGUUGAUUGAUCCUCGAUUCCCUUGGUUUAGGAACUGACACGGACUUGGAAUCAGUGGUAGCAGUAGGAGAGAUGAUGGAUCGGGACAUGGUUCCUUUCUCCAUUUGUUUCCAUUCGUGAAAGACUUGAAGUUGAAGCGAGAAAAUAACGGCACUUCUCUGCAUAAUCCCGGUUUGGUAUCCGUAGAUGAGUAGUUUCAAGAUGAGAGGGGGUUGUUUGAAUUGAACAGAACUGCAGAUGCGCUGAAGUUACUGACAUUGUCACUUUUGCUUAAGUUACUCCAGGACACAGUUGCGGUUGAUGAUCGUUAGCUCUUGUCGUCAGAACAGUUCGUUCUUGGUUGUAAUCUCAACGUCAGAAACAACCUGAGGAAUACAACAACAGCGUUCUUGGACUGAGGAAGGUACGUUGGUGAAUACUGGAUUCUAUAAAGUCGGACCCGUCGCAGCUUGCGCUGCGAAACAUUACUAUCACACGAGGACGGCGGCGCAAGCGCUCACACAACGUUCCGGCCAGUAUGCAACAUGGCAGCUCUGUAGCAGAAACGCUUGCGUGGUGGGCUAGCCGGAACAACGGCAUUGGAGGGAAGGCAGGAGCGAACCAAGCUGAUGACAGCAAUGGACCCAGGAAAAUAAUUCGCAAGGCCCCCGCCAGAGGCUCCAAGAAAGGAUGCAUGAAGGGAAAGGGUGGGCCUGAGAAUGCCAUGUGUAACUACAGAGGUGUAAGGCAACGCACUUGGGGGAAGUGGGUGGCCGAAAUCCGGGAGCCAAAUCGUGGUUCACGGCUUUGGCUGGGGACAUAUCCUACAGCGGAAAUUGCAGCUCUUGCCUAUGACUCCGCUGCUAGGGUUCUCUACGGCUCUAAUGCUCUUCUCAACCUUCCUGGUGAAACAGCCAGCCCUGUUGCAGGCACCGCGUCCACCUCGGCAACGUCAGCUUCCUCUGCUGAGAUUGCAAUUUCAGAUGACCGAAGUUCUGCUAAAAGUGAGAGAGUGACGGCCAAACGAACUCCUGCCAAGCACACUGGGAAACCAAACAACAGUGCAGCGUCUUUUACCGACCCAGACCCAUCCGCAACUUUGGACACUGCAACCUCGUUAUCGCAGCAUCAGGCUGCAGAGGUAGCGCUUUCUUACGACCUUCUCGAGCCUUUGCCACGACAUCCAAAGCCGGAACCUGUUCAGGAACUGCAACUCUCAGCAGAACCCAGUUUCCCACCUCUUCUGCAGGAGCCUCAGGAACCUAUGGACUGCAACGACCUAUUAGGGAAAGAGUUCGACCUCUUCGACUUCAAAAUGGACGAGGGUGACAUGCAACUCCCUCCAUCGCUGAAAACUAACAGCAAUUCCAGCACCAUGACCGACUCCAGCGCGUUUUCCAGGGAUCUGUGGACAGAGCUGGCAUGCCAUGGGGACAUCUCAGAGACAGUGCUGGAUUCGGAUCAUUCCAUUGCAAGCUCCACCACCUUGGGUGAAGACAAGCCCGAGGAUGUGCAUGUUCUGAGGAGCCUCACCGAAGACGAUAUGCAGAGGCUAACCAUGCCGGAGUCACCAGAAGUGACACUUUUUGAGAUUUCACCGUCGCUGAAUCGGAAAGAAGCAUGGACAUCAUUGUUGGAGUAAGAAAUUAUUCCCCUUGUAGAAAGAUGAAUCUACACACACUCUCACACACACCCCCACACAUGGAUCAAUGUGGUAGAAAAUCAGCAACCUGUGAAGCAAUGUGGACACAUGUGUUGUGUUUCCAUUCUCGGCCUGUGCUCUAGGGGAAUUAACCCGAAUAGAAAGUCUUUUUGCGGCAGACUGGUCAUUCCAGUCCAGAUGUUGUAGAUGGACUAAGGCCUUGAGAGAUGGGUACAUGCUUCUCCUCCCCCUUUUUGUUUUGUUUUGUUUUUUUCUUCGCCUCUCUUCCCUUGUAGGUACCUCUGUGAUCUGAUGCCACCAUCUCCAUGUGUAGUGCAUUAGUAUAGUGUAAAACAAA